Molecule: messenger RNA, 558 nt
Organism: Phytophthora sojae
Lineage: Eukaryota; Oomycota; Peronosporomycetes; Peronosporales; Peronosporaceae
Exons: 1
Coding region: 1-558 (185 amino acids)
Source: RefSeq, a predicted model, not a curated record
AUGGCGAUCUUCAAGCGGCGCGUGUGGUGUAUCCAACACAGAUCCCGUUCCAGCCAAUCAGCGCAUUCUGCCAAAAUAGAGCCCGCCAACGUGUUCGACCCGCUCGCGGUGCUGGAGGCCGAGUACGCGGCCGUGCUCGCGCAGAGCCGACCACCAGCUCCACCCACCGAGGCGUCUCAGCACCAGGCAGGUGACGCUGAAUCCGCCGGCAGCGAUAGCGACGAGGAGGAAAGCGCGGCGGUCGGAGGCUUCGAGGGGUACGCGCCGCUCCCGUCGUCCCCUUGCCACAGCGACAGCGACGCCGAGAGCCCCGAGAGGUCCCCAGACUACGAGGAGGACAAUGCACAGAACGAAGAGGACGCUGGACAAGCUGAGACAGCGGCAAAGGCCCAGGAGGACGCAGCGCUGCAGGAGGACAAGCGGCUGGCCAUCAUCCAGAGCAUGCAGCAGGUGAAGCUGCGUCCGCCACCGUGGGCAGAGGCCGCGAACCUGACGGACGACGAGUUGGUCAACCUGGUGCAGAAACAGCUUGGGCUGACGAACAGCCCGGCAAAGUAA